AUGCCUCGUUACAACAAGUAUGCCCCUGGCCCUCGGGCCUCGAAUCCGUACCCUCUUCGUUCCCAAAUGAGUCUUCCCCAGCCGUCCAACCCCUUAGAGAGGGACCGUACACUGGGGUCCCCAAUCCAGAUAGAUUCUCGAGAGUCAUCACGGCCACCAAUCCUAAAUGCGUCGCCAAUUGCGCCGCCCUCAUCGAUCCGGAGCCUGUCGGCUGGGAACCCUAUUGAGAUUGAUUCUCAAGGCUCUCCUCAUCCGCUGGCUCAAAAUCGAUCCCCAGCGGUGCCCUCGUUAGGUGAUCCAAGAACCAUCCCCCGGCCGGUUUCCCCCAAAGCUACCCAAGCCUCUAGAGCUGAUCGGGUACCCCCAGGCCGAGGUUCCUCGAAUUCGCCAGUGGCCCGUCGUCCUUUUGAGGUGGCCAGCUCUUCGUUGAAUCACCUCUUGUCGCUUCUGAGUUCCAACCGCGCUGUCAUUGAUGAGCCCUGGACGCUACUGCCGGCUCCGCGUCCACGCAAUCUGAGCACGCCCAGCGAGGUUCGAUCCGCUGACGAUGUCGCCCAACCUACUUCGACCUCAGCCUCUCAAGAAGAGUCUGCAGUCUCAGCUGAAGAUGAUUUAGAAUCUUCUUCCAGUCAGCACACCGCUUCCAGUAACCAGUCCUAUCCGUUUGCGCGUCAGCCCCGUGUCGCCUCGCCCGAUCCUCCUGGGUUCUACGACGUCGACAAAUUUCAUCUCCUGAGGGAUCAUCAGAUCGAUUCCCUCCUCAGUCGUCGAGCGGAUCCAGCUAGGUUUGAUUGCGCCCUUCGUUUCCCGGCGAUCAAGCUCACCGGGUUAGUCACUUCAAGUUUCUUAACCGCAGUUACAUGUCGCUUAGGCGACACUUCCGUCACUUGGAUUAAGUUCUUCCUGGUUUGA
Puccinia graminis f. sp. tritici CRL 75-36-700-3 is the source of this 912-nucleotide messenger RNA. RefSeq lists its product as uncharacterized. NCBI's taxonomy places the organism in Eukaryota, Fungi, Basidiomycota, Pucciniomycetes, Pucciniales, Pucciniaceae. Bases 1 to 912 code for a protein of 303 amino acids. The transcript has 7 exons. The record is from RefSeq and is a predicted model, not a curated record.